Messenger RNA from Trichomycterus rosablanca, 14699 nucleotides. RefSeq names its product calcium channel, voltage-dependent, P/Q type, alpha 1A subunit, a (gene cacna1aa). Bases 1042 to 8175 code for a protein of 2377 amino acids. The record is from RefSeq and is a predicted model, not a curated record. The transcript is spliced from 50 exons. Gene Ontology annotation, molecular function: high voltage-gated calcium channel activity. NCBI's taxonomy places the organism in Eukaryota, Metazoa, Chordata, Actinopteri, Siluriformes, Trichomycteridae. Gene Ontology annotation, cellular component: neuronal cell body; voltage-gated calcium channel complex; membrane. Gene Ontology annotation, biological process: calcium ion import across plasma membrane; chemical synaptic transmission.
CACUCCCCUUUUUUUUUCCUACCGGAGAGGAUCGAGGGUUGGAGGAGAAGAGAGAGCCCGAGACGAGCUGAAGGACGCGCGGCGCUCCGGUGAGCGGAGACAGGGGGGGAAAUCAUGUGCACGUCCUUCGGCCGAGCGGACCGUGAGACACUCCGGGCGGCCGGUCGCCGUCGUCCUAAAAUCACCGAGUUUCUUUCCAUUCGUUGGAUUUUAUAACACCCGUGGCACGGCAGAGCAAGAGUACGGCUUGCGCGUCAAGGAUGACACCUUAUCUGUGAGAAAACCAAUCGAAUAAUCGAUUAUUUGCUUUUGUCUUUCGUCAAGCUUUGCGAAAAUUGCCAGUUUAUUGCUGGAGGCCCGAAGGACUGCUCGUCUGCAGAGCGAGAAGGCAAAAUGAGCAUCGCUACACAGUACAGAAUAUUGCGGAUGUUUCGAAAUAAAUAAAUAAAUCGAUUUUUUUUUCCACCAAGAAAAAAAAACAGCGCACUGGAUUGGAUUUGGGCAAAAUGCACAGAUGAGAAAACAGGAACGCAAAGCCAGUGACUGUAAUUUUUUUAUUUAUUUAUUUUAUUUUAUCUUAUUUUAUUCUUCAGAUUUUCUGAAUUUGUUCCAAAAUGCUUUGACGAGUCUAUGACACAUUUUCACUGACUGGAAAGGAAAAGCGCACAGGGGGUAAGUUUUGGACAUUCUGGAGAAUCGUUGCAAUGGAAACACAGCAUAUAUGAAGGAUCGAUUAGGAGGAAUGCGUUUCGAGAUGCUGGGCCGCAAAGAAUGAGGUGAGGACUGACCAUUUCUGAAUCGACGAGUGUGAACGAACAUUACCCGUCUUUAUUUUUUUGGACGCUUGAAGAUAUAGAGUCAUAUCAGAGCGCACGGAUUCCUUUUUUUUUAUCUUUAAUUUUUUACUCCACACAUAACCCCGCAUGCGUAACUCUGUGCGCCUCGGUGAUGUGAUGUGUGGGAUGUAAUGUGGUGUGGUGGUCGCGCUAAGCCUUCGCCCCCUUCUUCCCUCCCGCUUGGCGAAGACUGGCGUGCAGCAGAAUGGCUCGGUUUACAGACGAGGCGCCGUCCAGGUACGGUGGUGGUGGCGGCGGCGGCGGUGGAGGUAGCGUUUCAGCGGCGCAUGCGCACGGGCAGGGUGGCGCGGUGCGCGGCGCCAGCAGGCAGGGCGGCCCGCCGGGCGCGCAGCGCGUGUACAAGCAGUCCAUGGCCCAGCGAGCGCGCACGAUGGCUCUUUACAACCCCAUCCCGGUGCGACAGAACUGCUUCACCGUCAACCGGUCCCUGUUCAUCUUUAGCGAGGACAACUUUGUGAGAAAAUACGCCAAAAAGAUCACCGAGUGGCCUCCGUUUGAGUACAUGAUCUUGGCCACCAUCAUUGCCAACUGCAUCGUCCUGGCACUAGAGCAGCAUCUACCCGAUGGGGACAAGACGCCGAUGUCAGAGCGCCUGGAUGACACUGAACCUUAUUUUAUUGGCAUCUUCUGUUUCGAGUCUGGCAUUAAGAUUCUGGCUCUGGGUUUCGCCUUUCAUAAGGGCUCCUAUCUCCGCAACGGCUGGAACGUCAUGGACUUUGUAGUAGUGCUGACUGGAAUUCUCUCUACAGUGGGCUCGGACUUUGACUUGAGGACCCUGCGUGCUGUAAGAGUGUUGCGACCUCUUAAGCUGGUAUCAGGGAUUCCCAGCCUGCAGGUGGUGCUCAAGUCCAUCAUGAAGGCCAUGAUCCCUCUGCUACAAAUUGGUUUGCUGCUCUUCUUUGCCAUUCUCAUGUUUGCUAUCAUCGGCCUUGAGUUCUACAUUGGCAAAUUUCACACUACCUGCUUCGAUGACAUCACUAAUGAAAUUCGGGAAGAGUUUCCAUGUGGAACCGAGCUCCCCUCUCGCCUCUGUCCGAAUGGCACAACCUGUACAAGAUACUGGCUCGGACCAAACUACGGCAUCACACAGUUCGACAACAUCCUGUUCGCCGUGCUCACCGUCUUCCAGUGCAUCACCAUGGAGGGUUGGACUGAUCUCCUCUACUAUAGUAACGAUGCUUCUGGGAGCGCAUGGAACUGGAUGUACUUUGUUCCCCUCAUCAUUAUCGGCUCCUUUUUCAUGCUCAACCUGGUACUGGGUGUACUGUCUGGUGAGUUUGCUAAAGAGAGAGAGCGGGUGGAGAACAGAAGCGAGUUUCUGAAGCUGAGGCGACAGCAGCAGAUCGAGAGAGAGCUGAAUGGAUAUCUGGAGUGGAUCUGUAAAGCAGAGGAAGUGAUCCUGGCUGAUGAGGACAACGACGGUGAUGACCGGAUGCCCUUUGACGGAUCAAGGAGAAGACCUACUCUCAAGAAGAGCAAGAAUGAUCUGCUUAACCCGGAAGAGGGAGACGGGGACCUUGCUUUAGGGUCUCCAUUUGCCCGUGCCAGUCUCAAAAGCUCCAAGCUGGAGGGCUCGUCCUUUCGGAAAAAGGAACGACGACUGCGCUUCUUCAUCCGGCAUGUUGUAAAGACGCAGGCCUUCUACUGGACUGUGUUAUGCUUGGUGGGCCUGAACACACUGUGUGUGGCUGUGGUGCAUUACGACCAGCCCGAUUUGCUCUCCGAUUUUCUUUAUUAUGCAGAGUUUAUUUUCCUUGGCAUUUUCAUGUCAGAGAUGUGCAUUAAGAUGUACGGACUGGGGACCAGGCCCUACUUUCACUCCUCAUUUAACUGCUUCGACUGCAUUGUUAUAUGUGGCAGCAUUUUUGAGGUGCUCUGGGCGUUGAUCCAGCCAGGGACCUCAUUUGGGAUCAGUGUGUUGCGAGCUCUCAGGUUAUUGAGGAUCUUCAAAGUCACCAAGUACUGGGCGUCCUUAAGGAACCUGGUGGUGUCUUUGCUGAACUCUAUGAAAUCCAUCAUAAGCUUACUCUUUCUUCUCUUCCUCUUCAUCGUGGUGUUUGCUCUGCUUGGUAUGCAGUUGUUCGGAGGACAGUUUAAUUUUGAAUCCGGGACCCCACCGACAAAUUUUGAUACGUUUCCCGCAGCAAUAAUGACCGUGUUCCAGAUCCUGACUGGUGAGGACUGGAACAUGGUGAUGUAUGAUGGGAUCGAAUCUCAGGGAGGAGUCAACAAGGGCAUGGUCUUCUCCAUCUUCUUCAUCGUGCUGACCCUUUUUGGCAACUACACACUGCUGAAUGUAUUCUUGGCCAUCGCUGUGGACAAUCUGGCCAAUGCACAGGAGCUGACCAAGGAUGAGCAGGAGGAAGAGGAGGCAGCAAAUCAGAAAAUGGCUCUUCAGAAGGCUAAGGAGGUCGCUGAAGUGAGUCCUCUGUCUGCAGCAAACCUGUCCAUCGCAGCCGUAACUGUUCACUCUGAGCAUCUCAACACUUCUGAAUCUUUUGCGGACUGUAAAGAGCAGCAGAAGAACCAUAAGGGCGCGAAGUCAGUGUGGGAGCAGCGCACCUGUGAGCUCCGCCGCCAGACCCUGAUGACCAGCAGGGAGGCGCUCUAUAACGAGCUGGAACCUGAGGAUCGCUGGAAGGUAUCUUAUUCCCGCCAUAUCCGUCCUGACAUGAAAACCCACCUGGACCGUCCGCUCGUGGUGGAUCCGCAAGAAAACCGAAACAACAACACAAACAAGACCCGACCGGGAGAGGAACUCCUACAAAAACGGCCUCCGUACCAACCGACGAGCCGGCCGCUGGGAAGAGGAGAACCUGCCGAGUCAAGGCGAGGCCUUAAGGAUCUGGAGAGCCAGAGCCAUACUGGCACGGAGGGCACAGAGACUGUCGUGAAGGAGCCGCAUCGGAAGCGAGAGCAUCGUGGACAGAACGGACGCUCUCGGCAACACCGCAAGGCGCUGGACGAGGAGGCUGAGGGUGGCGAAAGAACCAGGAGGCACAGGAGCAAGUGCACGGAGGGAGGAGGAGACGGCGAGAACGUGGAUGGAACCGAGCGCAGGCAGCGGUGCCAUCGACAUGGGGACAAAGAGGGAAAAAGGGAACGAGGAGACGGGGAGAGGCGGCAUCGUAGCAGGAAGGAGGGCCCCACUUUAUCCACCACUCGCCCCAUUCAGAAAGCUCUGUCCAGGCAGAACAGUCAGUACAGUGAAGACCUGGACAACGUCAUGAACAGCAAGCUCGCCACCCAGCCUCUGGUGCCCUCCGUCCCCCACAGCACCCGCUCUACGCCCCACGCCAGCCUUCUCAGCCUGGUCAGCGGCGGACACAGCACCCGCCUGGCACCCACGGGGACGGAAAGCAGCCUGAUCCUCACCAACCCCACCUCCACCAUCGUUAACCUGGCUAAUCUGGAGAACAAGACCGAUUACACGGCCAUAGACAUGCCGCCCAUGUUUCCUUCAGCCAACGCCAUUCUGCAAGUCAAUAAGAACGCCAACACAGAACCACUGCCAAAGAAGGAAGAUACGAAAGGUGACGACGACGAUGAUGAUAAAGACGAUGGGGGACCUAAACCCAUGCCCCCUUACAGCUCCAUGUUCAUCCUGUCCACGACAAACCCGUUUCGGAGGCUGUGUCAUUACGUGGUGACUCUGAGGUACUUCGAGAUGUGUAUCCUGCUGGUCAUUGCGAUGAGCAGUAUCGCUCUGGCUGCUGAAGACCCAGUUUGGCCUGAAUCCCCCCGAAACAAUGUGCUACGCUACUUUGACUAUGUAUUUACAGGCGUGUUCACCUUUGAGAUGCUUAUAAAGAUGGUGGACCUCGGUUUGGUGCUUCAUCAAGGAUCAUAUUUCCGUGACCUGUGGAACAUCCUGGACUUUAUAGUGGUUAGUGGUGCCCUGGUAGCUUUCGCCUUCACUGGAGGAGGUGAUGGAGAAGAGGGAGGUAAGGGGAAGGACCUCAGCACCAUUAAGUCGCUGCGAGUGUUGAGAGUGCUGCGCCCACUGAAGACCAUCAAGCGCCUUCCCAAGCUCAAGGCCGUGUUCGACUGCGUGGUAAACUCCCUGAAGAACGUGCUGAACAUCCUGAUCGUCUACAUGCUCUUCAUGUUCAUCUUCGCUGUGGUGGCCGUGCAGCUCUUCAAGGGCAAAUUCUUCUACUGCACCGACGAGUCCAAGGAGUUCGCUCGUGACUGCAGGGGUGAAUACCUGGUGUAUGAGCGGGAUAACGAAGUGAAGGCGCAGAAGCGGGAAUGGAGGAAGUACGAUUUCCAUUAUGACAACGUUCUUUGGGCUCUGCUCACACUGUUUACGGUAUCCACUGGAGAGGGAUGGCCACAGGUCCUGAAACACUCAGUAGACGCAACCUAUGAGAACCAGGGUCCAAGUCCUGGAUACAGAAUGGAGAUGUCCAUCUUUUACGUGGUCUACUUUGUGGUUUUCCCUUUCUUCUUUGUCAACAUCUUUGUUGCCUUGAUCAUCAUCACCUUUCAGGAGCAAGGAGACAAGAUGAUGGAGGACUACAGUCUGGAAAAAAAUGAAAGAGCCUGUAUAGACUUUGCUAUCAAUGCAAAGCCGUUAACACGCCACAUGCCGCAGAAUAAGCAGACGUUCCAGUACCGGAUGUGGGAGUUUGUGGUGUCACCACCAUUCGAGUACACCAUCAUGGCCAUGAUAGCACUCAACACCAUUGUACUCAUGAUGAAGUAUGAUGAAGCUUCAGAUAUGUAUGAGAAAAUGCUCGCCAACCUGAACAUUGUUUUCACGUCACUGUUCUCCUUGGAGUGUGUGCUGAAGAUCAUUGCCUUUGGUGCACUGAACUACUUCAAAGAUGCCUGGAACAUUUUUGACUGUGUGACUGUGCUUGGAAGCAUCACCGAUAUUUUAGUCACUGAGCUAGGGAAUAACUUCAUCAAUUUGAGUUUUUUGAGACUCUUCAGGGCUGCACGUCUUAUAAAGCUCCUCCGACAGGGUGAAACCAUCCGCAUUCUGCUCUGGACUUUUGUUCAGUCUUUUAAGGCUUUGCCGUACGUGUGCCUGCUCAUUGCUAUGCUGUUCUUCAUCUACGCCAUCAUAGGCAUGCAGCUGUUCGGGAACAUUGAAAUCAAUGAGGAGGAGGACGGGGACAGCUCCAUCAAUCAGCACAACAACUUCCGAACCUUUUUCCAGGCCCUUAUCCUGCUCUUCAGGAGUGCAACAGGAGAGGCGUGGCAUGAUAUCAUGCUUUCUUGUCUGGGGGGAAAGAAUUGUGACCCCCAGUCCGUAAACGAAGCCGAUGAUUCGAAGCCGAAGUGUGGAAGCGAGUUUGCCUACCUUUACUUUGUUUCGUUCAUCUUCCUCUGCUCUUUCCUGAUGCUGAAUCUCUUUGUGGCUGUCAUCAUGGAUAAUUUUGAGUACCUGACACGUGACUCCUCAAUUCUGGGUCCUCAUCACCUGGAUGAAUAUGUGAGGAUUUGGGCCGAAUAUGACCCUGCAGCCUGCGGGCGCAUUCAUUAUAAGGAUAUGUACAGUUUAUUGCGAGUAAUCGACCCCCCUCUGGGCUUAGGAAAGAAAUGUCCUCAUAGGGUGGCCUGCAAGAGGCUGCUGAGAAUGGACCUGCCGGUGGCGGACGACAACACGGUGCACUUCAACUCCACCCUUAUGGCCUUAAUCCGCACGGCUCUGGACAUCAAGAUCGCCAAGGGUGGGGAAGGAGGGGUCGAUAAGCACCAAAUGGAUGCUGAGCUGAGGAAGGAGAUGAUGGCGAUUUGGCCCAAUCUUUCCCAAAAGACUCUAGACCUCCUGGUCACACCACACAAGGCAGCCACAGACCUGACAGUUGGCAAGAUUUAUGCUGCCAUGAUGAUCAUGGAGUACUACAGGCAAAGCAAGGCCAAGCGCACCCAGGCUCUCCGGGAUGAACAGAAUCGAACGCCAUUAAUGUUUCAGCGCUUGGAGCCACCUUCACCAACCCAGGACGCUGGGCACGGACUCAACGGCCUCCCCGAAGCACAACUGGACCCUACUAACACACUGGCGUUAGAUGGAGGCAUCCCAGAGAGCCAGUCAUGGGUAACAGCAAGGGCACAGGAGAUGUCUCAGAAAGCUGGCAGCUGGAGCCCAGAGGGCCAACCAACAGAGGACAUAAACGAGAACCACCCCACCUCACAGACGGUAGAGAUGAGAGAGAUGGGGCGGGACGGGUUCUCGGACACUGAGCCCUUCCUGCCGAUGGAAGGCCACAGCAGGGCAGCUUCCAUGCCUCGACUCCCGGCAGACAACCAACAGCAGCCAAGGAGGAGAGGAAGGCAUCGGGGGAAUAACCUCUGCACCAUAACAGACAACAGCCCGAUGAAGCGCUCAGCCUCGUCGCUCGGUCACGGGCGCAUGGGGCGAGGACCGCGGGGCGAGGACUACGCCAUGGAGCGGGUGAUGCCGGAGGAAGGCCAGAGGCACGGGCACCGGCGCAGAGAUCGCAGCCACCGCGCGUCUGAGAGAUCGCUCAGCCGCUACACAGAUGCCGACACAGGUCUUGGCACGGAUCUGAGCACCACCACACAGUCAGGAGACAUGCCACCCAAGGAGAAGGAACGCGAGCGGGGCCGAGCCAAGGAGCGGCGCCACCACCACCACCACCAUCACCACCACCACAGCUCUGUAGAAAAGGAGCGCUACACUCCUGAGAGAGAUCGAGGAGACUACGGGCAACGGCAACGCCGUUGGUCCCGCUCGCCCAGCGAGGGCAGGGAGUGCCUCACUCACCGGCAGGGCAGUAGUUCGGUGAGCGGCAGCCCCGUGCCCUCGACGUCUGGGACGAGCACGCCUCGGCGAGGGCGCCGCCAGCUGCCCCAGACACCCGCCACUCCACGCCCACACGUCACCUAUUCACCCGUGGUCCGUAAACCAGUCGGCACACCCCCUUCAGGCCCACAAAGCCGUCUGCCCACCCCUACCCAGCGCCGCUUCUCUCCGCCCGGCUCCGAACCUCCAGUACCCCCUCAUCACGGCUCCAGCCGAAGAGGCCGCUGGUGCCCGGGUUCCUCAGAAAGUGGGGCAGGCGAUGGCUUCUACGAGUUUGAAAGGCGAGAGCCACCUGCUUACGAACCUAGCCCAGGUCAGGGCAACCCGCACCCACACAACCCACCUCCACACCCACGCUCACCCAGGACUGCACGUCCUUCCGGUGCCCGACGUGUGCCCAAUGGGUACCGCUCAUCCUCACCCUCACCUCAGCGCCAUGCACCUCCUCAUGGUGCGCCUCACAAGCCCCCACAUCCCAGAGGGCCCAGGAAAGGGCUGCAUGAACCCUACAGUGAGACAGAUGAGGAUGACUGGUGCUAGCCUCUGGGAGAGUGGAGGGCAGGGGAGGAACCAAGGAUGCAGAAAAGGGGGAUGUUACCACGGGCGAUCUGCUCUUGCAGGGAACAAAGCCUCACAAUCUGCAUGCUCCAGGGUAAGAGAGUAAAGAAUUAAGGGAUCACUGGAAUGAGACUCUGCCGGAAGCAAGACAAUCUCUCAGCAGAGACAGCGAUGUCUCUAUGCUUUGGGUAAGCACCAAAAAUCAGUUGGUGCCAGAUUUGACAGGGAAAGAGGUGGGAAACAAAGCUGAAACAGGAUGCAACCCCCAAGUCUGCAUGCUCCAGAGGUGUGUACUGGGUUCCUCUGGGGGAAAUCAAGGCAUGCUUUCUUAUUUUUCUUUCCACUUCUUUUCCUAGCUGCCUAAAGUUUCCCUGCAGAGGGCGUAGACAUAAAGUGACUGACAAGGGGUGUGAAACGGGUGGGGUGGGUGAGAAAAAACGAGCUCAGAGUUGGAGGUAAAAUUGAUAAUGGACUCGGGAAAAAUUCCAAUAUUUCAACAGGAGGAACGUCCGCGCUCUUUCUGGACACGCCGCGUUUCUUCUGCAGACAAAUCAGCGAGCCACAUCACAGCGACGAGAAACGGAACUCGAAAAAGUCUCAACGAGGAGAAUUGCGGCCUGACUGGAGCUCUAUCUAUUGCAAAAAUCCACCCACAUGUUGGGUAAUAUUGAUGAGUUUUAUCAUCUGUGUUUACUGUUAAUAAUUAUUUCCGUGAGCGUGAGGCUAUCGGCCGUGUGUGUGAGCGUGUACGGGUGCGUGUAUGUGUGUGUGUGGGUGGGUUUUGCUUAGGGUCGGGCAUGGGCACACAGACACCCUGACUCUAUUGGAAAUCCAAACCCCCUCAUAGCUACACAGCUACUGACCAACCACACCCCCCAACCUAAAAAAAGAGAGAAAAGAAACACAAAUGAGGGGAAAAAAACUAACCAGUCUUAACUCUUAUACGGCUUUUCUUCUUCUACUUCUUGUUGGAAACAUUGACGCUUGAUUCUUCUGUUGCACUGCUAAGCUUUGUUUGAACUAGAUAAAAAAAAUCCCUUAAAACUCCUGCAUGAUCGAAACAAAAGAAAAAAAUGAUCAGAGAAACUGAAUGAAUCGAGGGGAGGGUACGUUUCUUGGUCGAUUUUUUGUUAUGUGUGUGAAGUUCUCUCUCUCCUGCCCCCAGCCCCGCCUUUUUUCCCACUCCUCUCUGAAACCGUCCCUCGUCCUCGUUAGGGAUGGCACAAAGGGGACAAGAGGCCAACACUUUUUGUGCGCUACUUUUAUUAAACUGAUUUAUUGGAACAAUUUUAUAAUCAGUUCUCAGCCUGGCUGCGAAAAGGCAGUGUCUCUACCACACACACAAAAAAAUGAGUAGAAGGGUACUGACUCGAUAGCACAAUUAUUUUUGGAGAUAGAGCUUUUAUAACAUCAUGCAUUAAUCUUGCAUAGUAUUGUAGUUUGCUUACUCGCACAAAGACAUGCAAGCACACAGACCCUGCCAUCGACACACUCAUAAGCACACACAUCGAUCCCCCAAACACCCCCCCCACACACACACAUACAGAAAGUAGAAUACUGUAUAUAUAUAUACACACACACACACACACACACACACGUUACGUGGACUCUUUUCCCCUUCCUCCAGUCUUCCAGGGUGUGAUGGAGUGAGGAGGAAGCAGGGAAGGCGAGAAGAGAGAGAACCUCUUCAUCGUUUGAUUUGAUUUGUUUUGAUGAUGUUUACAUCUUCGGAUGAUAAGGAUGUCAAAGAUGAUGAUGAUGAUGAUGUUUGUGAUUUGAUUUUGUAUCUCGUUUCGGUUUUGAUUCAGCACUGUUCUCUGUAUUGCCAUAUUUGUUUUAUUGUGGUUCUGUUCGUGUGGUAUGUGGAGCUCUGUGGCAGUGAUGCAUUCUGGGCCAUGGUAGUCUCACUUUUAGUCCCUACUGGUAUUUUACAAACACAUGUCCAGGGUGUCUGCAGGUCCUCUCAUUUAACUACAAAAAUUUAUUCGACAUUUAAUCAAGUCUUUAGUUUCAAGUUCACAUAAAUGAUUACAGAAUUAAGGUGGUACAAGCAUAUUCUAUUGCUUUACCAAUGGCUUACAUGGUAAUUUAUUCAUCUAGUGACAAUAGCUGUUAAAGCAGUGAUACUGCAUUACAUGGUAUAAAUGACCAAACUGUACCACUGUAAAUGAAGAAACAUGAUGGUCAAUACUGUUCAACUUCUAUAUUUAUUUUAAGAGCACCAUUGCAUUAGUCAAAACAACCAGAAGGUGGAACAUAUCCCUCAAGUAUCUUUUUGUAUUAUAUUAUUAAUAUGCUGUGUGAUGCAGGCCAGCUGUGGUAUACACUUACACUUACACAUACAUUCAACAAUACAGAAUAAUGUUAAUUCAACCAAAAGUGGCCGAUAACCAGCAGAAUCGUGUCCCUAACUUUAAAACUCACUGCAAACUUUCCAAUAAUAUAUAGUAAGUAUUAAGGGUACCUGCAGACAUCCCACAUGUCUGUUACUGAUUAAAAGUAGAAAAACAUUUUAUAUUAGAUGUAAACACAGCGAGAUACAAAUUUAUAAAAAAAAAUAAGGUAUAACAAGGUAUGAUGAAUGAUGAGUAUAAUUAAUUAUAUGUGUAUAUUAAUUGUGAACUGAUGCAGUUGUACAUAAUUAAGAUAUAACCUACCUAAAUCAACAUAUUUUUAUGAUAAAAACAAUUAUUAUUAUUAUUAUAACUAUUAUUAGAGCUGAUAUUGUAUUAAGCCCCUUUGUGUGCUUAUUUUAAGUGGACAGGAACCCGUUUACCAUUUUUCACUGACCUUGUGCCUCUGUGCCAGUGCCAGAACUGGUGCUUGUUUAGGAAAGCAGCGAACCUUAUUUAGGAACUGGCCAACGUUUCUACUGGUUAAAGAGCUGGGCUUUUACAAGUCUUACCUCUGGCAUUAUAAUCAUACAUCAGAAACAGAUUACAUACAUGCAGGUUAUAACACAUACCUUUACUGUGAAUGUGUAAUUGUGCAAAGAAGGUUUUAGCAAGACUAUUGGAGUCACUUUGACUAUUUCAUUCAAAUAAAUCCUACUUGUAAUUUGUUCUGAGCUCAAAGGACUACUGCUGCUUUCCAUAUUACAUAUUACAAUCUACUAGAUAGUGUGUCAGAUGUUAGUUGUAGUAUGUAGCCUCUUCAUUGCAGUUUCAUGGUUGAUGAUUUUGUGUAUAAUUCACUAUUUACUUAAACACCUUAAAAUCCAGCACUUUCUCUGAAUUGUACUGGAUGUUUAUGUUCUGCCCCAUAGUAACCACUAGGCUAUUACGUGGCAGCUGUAGCCUAGUGGUUAAGGUCCUGGACUAGUAUUCAGAAGGUUGCUGGUUCAAUCCCCACCUCUGCCAGAUUACCACUGUUGGGCCCCUGAGCAAGGCCCUUAACCCUCAGUUGCUUAGGUUAUAUAUUGCUACAAAUGUAAAUGUGCCUAAAGAAAGUAUAGGUCCUGUUUUGUUUGAUGCUAUUUCAAUUUAAAGCACGGUUGUGUAAGCAGACUGAGUAUUGAUCAUUCUUAUAGCUACAAAUUAGCACAGCCUCAGAGCUCGCAGGGUCAAUGUCUUGGAUUAAGUACCAGCUCUGAAACCAGCACCAGCACAAGCACAAUGCCAGUGGCAAAAUGGUAAAUACUUUAUAUACAAUCAAAGUUUAGCGGUUCUGUUCAGUAAACCCAGUUGUAAAAAAAAGAAAGAAAAUAAAGGAAGGAAAAGAAACUAUUUCAGUGCAAUUGUUCCAGUUAGGAACGCGUUGUAAUGUUAGAGUAGUCUGAAUGAAUUGUGUAUCUGUAAAGAGAACAGAGCUCCACUACCUCUAACAGACCGAUAGAUGGCGCUGUGUCUAACACAGUACCAGGCCUGUGGUUAUGACUGGCUUUGUGUCACACGUUUUCUGUUCCAUGUUUCUGUCUGUAACACUGGGAUGUAAGACUUUUCUAGUGCACCCUUCUUGCUCUGUGUUCAGGACAUGUAACACAGCCGGUCAAACUGCACAGGAACAUGUAGCACAGCUGACCGAAGUGCAUGGGUUGAAAAAAAAUAAUGACCGGAGCGUUUUAUUUGUUCUUGUGUCCUGCUAAUCUUUGUGUCCCAAAGGCCAGAAUAUGUUCUCCUUAUUUACAACGAUUCUGUCCACUCAGAUACACUGCCAAACAACAUUGUUGGGAAGGACACAGCCAUCAUUCUGUAUGUAGCAUUCAGUUUUAACAUGCAUACCCACUCGUGGGAACAUUUCACACAAAAACAUGCCUGUAAUUACCAGUACGAGUGAUUGCGUCUGAACGUGAGAAAGAGAAAGCAAGCAUUUAUUUUUACACAAAGUCUAUAUAAGUUAUAGUCACUGGUAACACGAUAACUUUAACAUUUGAGAGAGAUAAAGGCUCCCCUUGCAGGUUUAGUGUUAGCGUUAGCAUGUGUGGAAUGUAACACUGACUUAAUUGUUCAGUGCCUUAUUCAUCCAUCCAUCCGUCUAUCCAUCUUUGUCUCUCUACCUGUCCAUCGUUUGUUUGUUUAUCUGUCUGUUUGUCUGAUUGUCUGCCUGUGUAUUUGGAAUAGCCAAAAUUAAGCAAAAGAACUAUAAAGUAAGCCACUUGAAAUUGUGACAGCGUAUUCUUUAGUUAACUAAACUUGAUAUGAUUUAAAUAUUAAAAAAGAUAUGAACUUUAACUUACAUAACAUCAAAUUGGGAUCUCAAAUUAUUUUAAAACAUGUAGCAUUAACUCCUAAUUUAGUUACUGCUAUUUCUUACUUCAAGUUCCCAAUAUCACUGGACAGCAAACAGUCCGUGAUGGUGGCGGCUAACACAUGCUUCCUCCAAAAAAUAUAAAGCCAGUCACAUUGGGCAAAUCAGAGGAGCUCACAGAUGACUAUAAUGUCCAGUCUCCUUUUGUUUCAUGGGGGACGGAAAGGCAUCAUGAACACUUAAAGCUCUUGACCAUCAAUACAUAAUCAAGGAUUGAUCUUACAAUGUAUUAGCAAUGGAGACGCUCAGGUGGCACAGUGGUAAAUUGCGCUAACCCACUACUGCUAGGAUCCAGGGUUUGAAUGAUUCCCUAUGUUUAUGAUGAUGGUCAUGUUUAGCAAAUCUUCUUUGUGAUGUAUAUUUAUGUUCUUCUAUGUUAUGGGACCUUCACAUUUUUGAAGUAAACAAUGUUUGGUUACUUUUCUUUUAAAUCAUGUUUGUAUAAGCCAUAAGUUAUAACAAUUAUAUGUCUGUAUGAUAUGAUUUUGCUUGGUUUAUGCUUUUGUUUAUGCUUGUAAUAAGUUUCAUUCAUUAAUGUUCAAAUCAUCUUUGUUAGCUGCUUUGUUCUUGUCAGGUUUGCAGUGUACAGUGUACACCAUACCUUAAACACCCGUAAUAUACCCGGCAGUGUUGGUGCCACACAGUCAAAUUUUGGCAUGUUCUACCCCUGUGUUUUUGUCUUCCUCCCAGCUCUAGAACAUGCCAGGAGGUGACUAUAGUAAAAACAUAUUUCACUCCUAGGUGAAGGGAGGUGCAAGGUGGGUGUGAGGAUCCAUCAGGGAUGGAAAAGGGCAGUAAUGGGUAAAAUAUAUAGACAUAUUUAUGAAUUAAUCAUUUUUAUAGUGCAUAGUAAAUAAGAUUAUUUAUAGAAAGUGUCACCAAAGCAUAAAAAGUGCAAUGACUCCCUUCCUCCAAACAAGGUCUGGUAACAGUAAGACUUAUUUCAAUAACGAAUAAUAAAUAAUGAAUAUGCUUGUUCCAACAUCAUGACUUAAUACACAACGUGAUGUGGAAAGAACUUAUUAUUUUAUCUGCUCAGUAUAUUGUGCAUAAGGUUAUAAUGCAAGUGGGAGCCAGAAACUGUAGCAAGCAGGAGUGUGUGUGAGAGAGAGCAAGCUUAUAAAUCAGAUGUUAUUUUAUUUGCAUGCGAGAGUUUAUUCUUUUGUCGAUACACUGAACUCAUUCACCAUUGGAGGGUGUUUGUGGCUGUGGGUAUGUGUGUGUGCAUGUGUGGGCAUGCGCUGCACCAGUCCAGACAUGCAUUUUUCUUUUACACCCUCAUACAGCACCGCUACUAACAACGUCACCCCCCUACUUUCAUCAGGCAAAAUACUUACACAAAGGUAACCAGCAAUGUAGGAGCCACCAUGGAAAAAGAAAGAAAAGUACAAAAACCUGAAAAAAAGAAGAAAAAAAGUUUUCAGAACUAAAAACGUGAAAGUAUUUAACUUCCAGAACUGCAUGUGCUAUGUGCAUGCCACACCGUGGAACUUCAUCUUCAGGAAUUAAAAAAAAAGAAUAGUAUUAUUGAAAGAUGAGUAUAGAUAAAUGUUUUUAAAAGCAUCAUGUUCCUUUUCCUUCUAUUUUUUAAAACAAAAUAAAAAUAAAAAAUGACCAAAAAAAAUCUUGAGUCAAACGAAUUUUGGUGAAAACUGAAAUUGGUUUGUUUCUGUUUCUUUUUUUUUCUGCAAACUUGAAAGUAAAGACACUUCAACACUAUGUUCAGGACACAUCAGAAAAAAAAUAAUAAAAAAUGAUUU